GCUGGCUGGUGCUGCCGCACAACCUGUUUGUUGAGCGCCCUGUGUGGCUUAUUAACACCCCGAGUUUAUUAUAAGCUGGCCCGAAUCCUAAUGGGGCUUUAAGUCGCCGUCGCCAGGAAGAGAGAGAGAGAUCUAGCUGUCUGUCUGACAGCAGACUCGACAGCAUAACGACUAUGUCCUGAGCUUGAAUUUGGCGACGGAAUUAGACUGAGAGAGGCUUUUCAAAUGUAGCUUGUUAGCUAGCUGCGUCGCGUACAGUGUACACACAGCCUUUUUGUUCUUCCCUUGGGCUGCCUCUGCACGACACAUUAUCACCAAUGUUAAGCACAGGUAGGUCGCAAAAACAGCGGCUGUUUCGUUGAAAGACGUGUCAAGAAUAACUCCUGGUUGUCAACCUCAGCCCCGGGGCUAACCCUCGGUCGCCGACCGCUUUAAUGGCCGGAAAUCCGAGGAGGGGCGCCGGUCUCAUCGGCUUGAUGAAGGACGCCUUUCAGCCUCACCAGCAGCCUCUCCAGCCUCACCAACCUGCUGUGGUCGAUAAGAAAAUGGUGGAGAAAUGCUGGAAACUCAUGGAUAAGGUGGUGCGUUUGUGCCAGAACCCAAAGGUCGCAUUGAAGAACAGCCCCCCCUACAUCUUAGACCUGCUUCCGGAUACCUACCAGCACUUACGCACCAUUCUGUCCCGAUACGAAGGCAAGAUAGAGGUCCUUGGGGAAAAUGAGUAUUUUCGCGUGGUCAUGGAGAACUUGACCAACAAGACUAAGCAGACGAUGAGCCUUUUUAAGGAGGCCAAGGAGAGGAUGUAUGAGGAGAACUCCCAGCCCAGGCGAAACCUCACCAAGCUGUCUCUGAUCUUCAGUCACAUGCUAGCAGAGCUAAAAGCCAUCUUCCCCAAUGGCCUCUUUCAGGGUGACAACUUCAGGAUCACCAAAGCUGAUGCUGCUGAGUUUUGGAGAAGGUCCUUUGGGGACAAGACCAUAGUGCCAUGGAGGACAUUUCGUCAGGCUCUCCACGAAUUUCACCCCAUCAGCUCGGGCCUGGAGGCCAUGGCCCUAAAGUCCACCAUCGAUCUCACCUGCAACGACUACAUCUCGGUCUUUGAGUUUGACAUCUUCACCAGGCUCUUCCAGCCAUGGUCGUCUCUUUUAAGGAACUGGAACAGUCUGGCAGUCACACACCCUGGUUACAUGGCCUUUCUCACCUAUGACGAGGUCAAAGCCCGACUGCACCGGUUCAUUCACAAACCCGGCAGUUAUAUCUUCAGGCUGAGCUGCACCCGGCUGGGCCAGUGGGCAAUUGGCUACGUGACAGCGGAUGGGAACAUCUUGCAGACCAUCCCCAAUAACAAACCGCUUUUUCAAGCCCUCAUUGAUGGAUACAGAGAGGGAUUCUAUCUGUUCCCAGAUGGCCGGGCACAGAACCAGGAUUUAACUGGGCUGUGUGAACCUUCGCCGCAGGACCACAUUAAAGUUACUCAGGAGCAGUAUGAGCUGUACUGUGAGAUGGGCUCCACUUUCCAGCUUUGUAAGAUCUGCGCCGAGAACGACAAGGAUGUGAAGAUCGAGCCUUGCAGGCACCUAAUGUGCACCUCCUGUCUGACCGCCUGGCAGGAGUCAGAGGGUCAAGGCUGCCCAUUUUGCCGCUGUGAAAUUAAAGGCACGGAGCCCAUUGUGGUGGACCCCUUCCACCCGAAGGCCAGUGGGGCUUCUUUUGCUGGUUUCCAGGGAUCCAGCAGAGCAGAAGUUGCUGGGAAUGACGAGGAAGAAGAUGAUCGCCUGGAGGACCAGCACCUUGUCAUGAGCAGGCUCGCCUGCACCAAGGUUGAGCGUCCACCAUCUCCAGUGUCUCAGCUGCCCCCAGUGCCCCCCCGACUGGACCUCUUGCAGCAGAGACCCUCUAGCUCCCACAGUGCACUGGGCCAGGGAGCCACAGCCAAGAUGACAGCCACUCACAGAGACAAGCCUCUACCUCUGCCUCCGUCCCUGAGAGAGCUGCCACCUCCUCCCCCUCCGGAGCGCCCCUCCCUGGUCGGCCCGGACUCCAGACUCCAGAGGAGACCCCUGCCCUCGACCCCCGACCAGCCCACCUGGGCUUCCAACUAUAUGGUCCCACGUCCUGCAACCAAGGCCCCCGCAGCCCUGUCCUCCAACCCUCAGAGCAACGAAACCAGUGGAGAGGGAAUCAAACCCCAGUCAGCCACCAACGCCGUCUACUGUCUGGCUGCACGGUCUCUGCCAGCGUCAGCGAUGUUGAGUGGGGAGAAGCCGUCGUCUGACUGCGAGGAGAAUGAGUACAUGAGUCCCACCUCUCUUCCAGCCACUGGUGCUCCCUGGGUCAUAACAGGCUCCUUGGUGCCUCCACCACCGGCCCAGGCAAACCAACACAAUGACAUCAGCAAUGAGGCAGGUGAGAGUGAUUCUGAGGACCCCCAAGUCUACGAGUCCAUGUGUAAUAUCCAGGCCCAGGCUGGUUCAUCUGAGACAGCACAGACCUCAGAUCUGGACCACCCUCAACAUUCAGCUGCGGUGUCCCAGGACAAGAAGGAGGAGACCAGUGUGGAGGAUGUUUACGAGUAUGACUGCCCCAGACCGGUCGUCCCUCCGGCCCCCACCAGAAGAACCCUGUCAGAUAUCAACGGCCCCUCAGCUGCCUUCAGCACCCUCAGCAUGGACGGUACAGCAGAAGCAAGUAUGUUUGCAGUAGGUGUCGACCCUGAACGUCCCCCCAAACCUCUCCCACGGCGAGCAAACUCCGACCGACGACCUCGCCCUUUAAACCGUGAAUAUCCUGCUCCGCUGCCCUACCUCCCCGGUGCUUCCUCUGCCUCCUCCCCUCCUCCUCCUCCUCCUGCUGCGGGCCCUGGAAGCCUGGCCCUAAACGGGGAGAUUGAAUGCCUGAUGUCCCAAGGCUACUCCAUCCAGGACAUCCAGAAAGCCCUGAUGAUCGCCCAGAACAACCUGGAGACGGCGAAGAACAUCCUGCGCGAGUUUGUCUCCAUCCCCUCCACGGCACACAUUGCCACAUAGUCACUCCAGUGACACUCAUCCUCUCUGUCUCGUCUCUGUCUCCACUCUGUGCCAUUAUCAUGGAUAGCAUUUACCAAGCACUUUUCCUGCAGGGCCAUGAGUACUUGCCGAAAGGCUUUACUCUGAGCAGUAACGCUGCGUUCAAGUCAUAUCGGAAGAAGAACAGCUACAUCAUCUGCAAGUUGUAAUCAUUGAAAUACCCAUAAAAAGUCAUUUGUUACAAACAUUGAACAAACUGCAGCAGGUGUUGCUUUUCUAAGAGGAGUUUCAGGGUGAAAAUGUAUUAUUUUGAUUAUCGUGGGCUACUGUUAAACCAUUGCCAAGUAUUUGACAUUGAAGCCUCAGAAUCCCUUGGGGCUUUUUGGCCCAGCUAGAGGAAGCCCGGGGAUGGCCGUAUCCAUCUGUCGGCUGGUGCAAAACCUUUAGUCCACUUUGGUCGAAGGAGCAGCUCCGUCUUCGAGACAGACAUUAGAUCUGAUAUGACCUGAACGCAGCAUACGUGGAGAGUCAAAGCCCUUGAACGUGUGCUCUAUGUAGCGAAGCUUUGACCUUACUGUGCUAUGCUGAGGUCGACUCGUGCUGUGGCAGUGUUUCCCCCCCCUCAGUCUGAGUACCUUCUCUCAUUAAGCUACCUGUUGAAGCUACACGGACUUUAAUCAGUCGAGGAAACCUGUGGGUCGCUGUUUUUGACUGUGUCCAGAGGGUGUCCCAGCGCCGGCAGCCGUUCAGUUUGGUGCUUUACAGGCUUCUCGGCAAAUCGUGGCGUACGAAUACGUAGCGACACCAGUUCGGUCGGAAAAUUAGCAAUUAACUCCGCGGUGUGUGUGCUCACGCUGAUGAAUGUGAAUGUUUAGUUGCAGUGAAGUAAUCCAGGGCUUCAUGUCGUACGUGUCACUGUGGCUUGCUCUGUUUCGAUGGUCAAUUGACAAGUUUAACAUGACUCCGUGUCUCCUCUCGGCUCCCCGAUCAAUGAUGGUUCUAUAAUGAAGUAACAAGAUUAAUGUUUAAGUAUUCUCAUAAUGUGUCGUGCUGUGUGUGGUACUAACAAUGGCUGAAUUUUUAGAAGUCAGUUUUUGUUUAGUUUUUUUCCAUUUAACUCCCUGGUUUCCUUCCACCUUUCGAGGUCGUCUGACACUGAAAAGCUGAUUUUAUUUAGUCAAAAGCUUAUGUAUACUCAUAUAGUUUCUUACUAAAAAGUGAAAAGACUUUUAACAUUGAGCUGUUACAUUUCCUCUCACACGUUUAUGUACGCAUGUUUAGAUCAGUACCACACCUAUACCCAGAACAGCUUCGCUGGGUGUACUGAAAAAUCAUACUGAAGGGAUUUACACUGAGCUCUGAAGCUAAAAAAAAAACAAAAAACCUGAAGUCGGUGUGUUUUCAUGUGGACACAGGUGCUCUGUAAUAAGCCAGGGUUAUAUGUACUGAUGAAUGAACAGAUGCUGAAAGGACGCGCAGGGAUGAUAUUAUAAUGUUGGCAGUGUCGUGGACUCAAGACAUAUUCUUACAGAAACGUUCCAGUGAUUGACUUUUUUUGCUACCUUACUUGCAUUACAUUGACACACAACCCACUAUAAUUAAUGUUUUGUUUUUUUUUUUUUUUUAAAUAUCAGUUUUGCAAUUUUUUCCCAAAGGUCAUUCACUUCCUCCAGUCUCAAACUCCGGAGAUUUGGUUACGAUAGGACACCCAUCAUACAUAUCCCAGUCCCGGAUGGACCAGUCACGGCCGUCAGACGUUUCAGCCACUGAGCAGUUCAUCAGUGUCGCAACCUUCUAAAGCAAUUGAUGAGAUAUUAGAGCCGACAUGAUUAAUCGAUGAGUCGAUCGAAAGCAAAUUAAUCUGCAACUAUUUUGAUAAUUGAGUAAUUAUUUAAGACAGUUUCUUUCAAGCAAAAAUAUCCCACAUUCCAUAGUUACAGCUUUUCAACUGUGUGGAUCUUCUGUUUUAUUCGUCUUGGGUUAUAGUGAAUCAUCAAUUUGGGCUUUAGGAAAUUGUAACAGGCAUUUUUGACAAUUUUCUGACAUUUUAUAGACCAAAUGAUUAAUCGAGGAAACUAUCAGCAGAUUAAUUGAUAAUGCAAAUAUUCCUAAACUGUAGCCCCACAAGUAAUACAAAUGAGAAUGUUUUUAUCAUUAGUAUUGCUGCAGUAGGGCUUCUGAGAAGGAGCACACUGUUAGUGAGUUACCGAGCACCAUUUGAGUGGUGAUUGAAAAAGAAAACUUGUGACAUCUUUGCUUGCACAUGGUUUGCACUGAUUUUAAAAGAGGAGACUAUCACUAUGUGUUGGAUCAAAUUGCGUUCUUGUUUCUCAACAUCCACGUGACAGCCACAACAUGGCUGUACACGUAGACGCCUUGUUUUUUUUUUUUUCGUCCACUGUAAAAAUUGCUAGGGAGAUUGCCGACCAUCCAGUGAGAUCUUUUCAUCAAAAGUCUCGUCUGUAAAUAAUUGAACGAUUCUGCUGAGUGACUGAAAUGUCAGUGUUGGACCAGGGCUAGUGCGAGUCUCAAGUCCUCAAUUCAAAAUCAUCAUCUGGACUUCAGUCACAUCCAUUCUCCCAACAAAAUCUGAGCAGCUGUCACUCCCAGGCACCACACCCUUUGCCUUUUUAUGUCACCCUAUCAGUGGAGUUUUUUAUAUAUGUUUUGUAUUGUAUAUUAACCCAACCACAGGAUCACAGGCACAUUGAGAGCAAAGAUGAAAAGAUGACUUGAGUCCUCAAAGCAGGGAGUCUGCUCUGAGGUCAGGGCUACAACAGUGAAGAAUGCAAAUAUAUAGUAAGAGAAGCUCCAUUUCACUGUAAUUGAUGGCUGUUCCAUAUUAAUGUGCACAUUCAGGAACGCCGCCAGAAGCCAGACAGGGCUGAGCGUCUCGUCUCCACUUUCACAUACACACAAACAGGAAAUCAUGUCUGAAGUUUCCCAAUUCCUCCUUUUUCUUUUCAAAAAUAGAGGAACUUUGGUCACACGAUUUCUGCAGCAACGUACACAGUAAAUGUGCCUUCUGUCAGUCACACGUCAGCAGAGAAACCAAAACACAUACUCCACAUUUACUGCUUAAAUGAAGUGGAAAGCUUUUUUUUUUUUUUUUUUGAGCCAUUUCCUGACUGUUUUGUCAUAUUCAAUACCACUUUAUCAAGACCUUCGAGUUGGUUCUUCACAUGGGGUCAGUCGACACGCAGCCAGCAUCACGGGAGAUUUCAAAAAACUGAUAAUUAGAGCCCAAUCAGUACGUUUUUUUUUUUUUUUUAGGUCAAAGAUAGAUUUCUGAGAGUUAAAUAAAUUCAGUCGUUAUGGACAUUUCCCAUAAAUUUGGUUGAUAAAAGUUUGUGACCUAGAUAUGUACGAAGUUGGACAUUUUACACUUGAAGAAUCCACUUUUUAGUGCUCCCUGGUGGACGAACUAUGUAAUGGCGACAGAGUUUCUAAAUAUCCUAAAUCGGAUCAGUGUUAGGGUAGUACACUGCAUUCAUCAAAGGAGAAAAAAUUCUAAUUUAUCUUGCAAGUAUAGUUGCAAGUACUUAGUUUUAUGAGGUACUAUUUACUAAUUCUAAUAUAUACUCUUUCAUAAUAAAUCAUUUCAAGUCUUUGUAACUUUAGUGAAUGCAAGUUGCUACUGUAAUUAGAUAUUUCUGUACUGCAGUUUCAUGUUAUUACUGUCAGACUUAUAUGCUGAAUCUGGUAUAUUUGUCAAUCUGUUAUAAUACUUUUUUCCCGGUCUCAGUCUGUAGAAUCCAUUCGGAGUUGCCUCCACGCUCUUGAAAAAAAAGCAAACAAAAGUAUGCCGAAUGUCAUUAAAGCACUACGGAUACAUUGAUGUAAAACAAAGACGAAUUGCAGUAGAAGGAGCAAAACUUCGGACCCCACUGGAAUUGUGAAGUGUAGAUUGAUCAGAUCCCCGCAGACAAGGCCGAGGUUGUUGAAUCUGGCAUCUCAGUUUUCUGUCUUGCUGCGAUCGCAUGGAAAUCUUGCAGCUUUAAAUUUAAUUGCCCCCAAACCAGAAGCAUUUCAAAGCAGCAGGCUGCCCGUUAUGUUUCCCCUCGGCUCGUUUUGAUGCAGACAGGAUGUCGUCAGCCCUUUGGCUGUGCGUCCACUUGAUCUCAGCGUCCGAACACUAACGGGGGACUGACUCUUGACCAUGAAAGUGCCACUGUGUGAGGAUACACUUGAGGCUGACAUCACUCCCAGAGGCUCAGCUGGCCCACACACACACACACACACACACACACACACACUUCCCCUCAGAGUUACAGGUAAACUCAGCUGGUGUGUUGGGGUUCAGAUCCACUGGUUAUUGAUACAUGUGGUAUAAUCAUGCUAACUAGCCUGUUCAACAGGAACUUGCCUACUAAAAAGUUGUCUUCAUUGCUUUGUUAUUGCCUGUGUAAAUAUGAUUUUAUUUAUUGUCUUUUUAAUAUCCUCAGCAUUCAUUGUGUUGCCAUGUUUUCAUGCCUAAGCCAUUAAGAUUUUUAA
Messenger RNA from Xiphias gladius (swordfish), 7499 nucleotides. Its product is annotated as E3 ubiquitin-protein ligase CBL-like. Gene Ontology annotation, biological process: negative regulation of epidermal growth factor-activated receptor activity; cell surface receptor signaling pathway. The transcript has 15 exons. The record is from RefSeq and is a predicted model, not a curated record. Gene Ontology annotation, molecular function: calcium ion binding; SH3 domain binding; phosphotyrosine residue binding. The coding region runs from base 435 to 3026 and encodes 863 amino acids. NCBI's taxonomy places the organism in Eukaryota, Metazoa, Chordata, Actinopteri, Istiophoriformes, Xiphiidae. Gene Ontology annotation, cellular component: membrane raft; plasma membrane.